AUGCAGGACUCGCACUGUGCAUUCAACAAACUUCAUCCCAGGUCAUUUGCAGUGGAUACGGGUGACUCCCAAGGCAAAUACACGUCUGAUCAUCUCCUGAUAUUAUACUCACGCGAGUGCCAGAGACGACGUCAUGACGGGCGUCAAAUAGGACCAUUGUUCGCUCUCUCGCACGCCGUCGAAGCGCCGCUAUCACAACGCAGGGACAACGAGCUGACCCAUCUUCAUCUGGCCUCCCUCGAGACGGUCACAAUACUACACAAUGAUUGUGGGUACGUCAUCACACUGGUCAGCAUGGGCAUUAACUUCGGAAAAGACUGA
Messenger RNA from Alternaria burnsii, 321 nucleotides. RefSeq lists its product as uncharacterized. NCBI's taxonomy places the organism in Eukaryota, Fungi, Ascomycota, Dothideomycetes, Pleosporales, Pleosporaceae. The transcript has 2 exons. The record is from RefSeq and is a predicted model, not a curated record. The coding region runs from base 1 to 321 and encodes 106 amino acids.